GGCUCUAAACAAGGUCAGCGAACACAAACACACACACAGAGUGCAGCAGAAGAAAGAAAACAUGCCGUCCUGCUGUGUGACUGGUUGUACCAAUAGAGACACGAAAAAGCACAGGUUUUACGCUAUUCCUAGAGGGAACAGGCCAUUCCAGACGUAUAGGAGAGGUUUGUGGUUAAAAGCAAUUAAACGUACCGACUGGACUGAGGACAUCAUCAGGAAUGCCCGUGUUUGUGGCGACCACUUCAUAUCUGGUGAAAUGUCACUGGAUCACUGGAAUCCUGAUUUUGUGCCCUCCAUUUUUUUGAAGGCAGAGAUGAAACGGUACCUACCUGUAAGACACGAGAAAGUGAGUGAAAGGUUUGUGUUUGCUUCACCCGGUCAACCUUCUGCUCCUGCGACUGAAGACGAACAACACAAAGACAUCACCAGUGGUGAUGAAAAGGACAUCCGGGUGAUAAAGAUGGAGUACGACCACCUACCUGUGAGCUGCACUCCGCUGAGGGAGGAGGAGGACCACCAUAGCCAGCUGGAGGAGCCUCGGCAGCAGCUACGGGAAGAAAACAAGAGAGUGAAAGAGGGAGUGGGGCUUACGUACUCGGGGGUUUCAUUCUCCAAUGUGAAGUUCAGCGUGGCACAACUUGUGUUUUUCACUGGUGUGACAUCUGUGGUCUUUGACUGGUUGAGCAGUAAACUGACAGGGACAACACAUUUUGUGUCAAUUUUCAGAUAA
Molecule: messenger RNA, 730 nt
Organism: Engraulis encrasicolus (European anchovy)
Lineage: Eukaryota; Metazoa; Chordata; Actinopteri; Clupeiformes; Engraulidae
Exons: 5
Coding region: 62-730 (222 amino acids)
Source: RefSeq, a predicted model, not a curated record